Messenger RNA from Oryza brachyantha (malo sina), 1906 nucleotides. RefSeq names its product protein gamma response 1. Gene Ontology annotation, molecular function: double-stranded DNA binding; damaged DNA binding; Y-form DNA binding. Gene Ontology annotation, cellular component: site of double-strand break. Lineage: Eukaryota; Viridiplantae; Streptophyta; Magnoliopsida; Poales; Poaceae. The transcript has 3 exons. Gene Ontology annotation, biological process: double-strand break repair via homologous recombination; DNA double-strand break processing involved in repair via single-strand annealing. Bases 80 to 1576 code for a protein of 498 amino acids. The record is from RefSeq and is a predicted model, not a curated record.
GCGACGGCGAGCGGGAGCGGCGGCCGGCGACGAGGACGACGGCUAGGGUUUCUCCGCGGCCGAAUCGGAACCACGAGAGAUGGAUGGGAGCGUGCUGGGUGUCUCGGGCGCGAAUUGCGGCGGCGAUGUGGCGGCGGACGAGUUCAAGUAUUUCUCCGGGGUGAGCACCAUCUUCGUGGCCAACAUCCAGGAGGUGAAGGAUCGUGUCUCCCAGAUUGAGUUGAUCUUCUGCAGCCAGCUCUUCCCGCACGUCCAGUCCAUGUCGAAGCUACUCGAGGCGCAGCUGGCCAACGCCGCGGAGGCGGCAAAGGAUGAGUGGAGGGAGAGGGAGGCCGGCCUGGUGCGCCGACUGGAGGAGCUGAGCAGCGGGAAGAGGCACGCGGAGGAGAAGGCCCUGCAGCUGGGUUGCUCUCUUGAGGAGAUGAAGGGGAGCCUUGCGGAUGCGGUCGCGAGGCAUGAGGUUGAGAAGAAGCAGCUUCUGGGGAGGUUGGAGGAUGAAUUGGGGAAGAAAGAUGAGGUUGUUCGUCGGCUAGAGAGGGAGAUUGCGGAGAAGGCGGCUGAUGUGUCCAGGGAGAGAGAUGCCCACCAGAGGCUGCUGGAGCAGGUUGCGUUGAAGGAUAAGGAACUGCUUCUUGAACAGAAUAAGCGGGCGGAGGUGAUCGAGGAUUACACUAAGCUGAAGACAUUGUACAAGGAAUUGAAGUCAAAGUACACAUUUCUCACCAGGAAGAUCGACCAGAAUGAAAGUUCCAAGUCUGCUUUCAACAAUCUGGCAGAACAGAAAUCCUCCUCUAAAAGUCCUCCAAGCAAGAGAAAGCUCAAAGAUCUGGUGGACACAAAGAAGGAUAACGUUCAGGUAGUUUCUAAGACCAAAGAUGAGAAGAAUGGUCUUGCUUCAUGUGCAAAGGCAGGAGGUAUCCAACAUGAUAGCUCACUCAUCAGGAGUCCAUUCAGUAACUCGCGCCUUUGUCUACCGUCUCGUCCAACCAACACUCCACCAAAGAAUGCUAUUAGCAAUUCAAAAACAGAGGCAACAUCUAGUUUCGCCCGCCCAAGUCUACACUGGAGGGAGACUCGUGCGUGUAAAGAACCAGGUGUUGUAGAUCCACAUGAUGAUUUCCUUGAUACACCUCUGGAGGCUGUUAAAAACAUGAUCAGGAAUCCUACAACUCGAGAAGAAGCACAAGCUCUUGCUGCCUGUCCUCCUCAGGAUAUGGACUUCAAUAACUCUGAUGAUGAGACUCAAGAUGUUAAUAUUGCCACCCAGGGACUGAAAAACAUGCCAGUUCCCAAGCAGCAAAGUACAAUUUCAAUACAUCCAUCAAGUAAAGGUUUCAAAUACACAGAACCUGUAAGAAAAAAGGCUGACCGGGAGAAUCUGAAAGGCGUUGAGUGCAAACAAUGCAAGAAAUUCUAUGACGCUGUUCUUCCAGAUGGCCGUGCAAAUGGUGAUGGUGCGAACUCUACAAGCAUGAGGUGCGAGCAUCAUGAUGGUGUAUCCAGACAUCGCUACAGGUAUGCUCCACCAUUGACACCAGAAGGGUUUUGGAACAUUGGGUUUGAAUCAGAAAUGUAGCACUCGAAGUAGGAUGUGCUCUUCAUUGGUUAGUGUAGUGCCUUGCUACAACAUAUGUUCUCAAUCAGCCCCAGAUAUUAUCAAUAAUGUCAGUAGUAAAUCUCAUGCUGUCAUGCUGGGGAAACGCACAUAAUUUCUUUUAAAGAUUAUAUGCUUGGAUAGAAUGUCAAUUUGUUGAAAACAGAAUAUACUGUCACUUGGGGUUGUCAUGUAAAUGUCCUCUAACAUUGAAAAGCAGUCGAAUAAUCUUUGAUGGGAAGCCUUAUACCGUGGCCUGACCUUUUUUGUUAAACAUUUACAAAUCUUUAAUGGGAAGCAUAUGCAGUUGUU